Messenger RNA from Empidonax traillii (willow flycatcher), 1710 nucleotides. RefSeq names its product F-box protein 21 (gene FBXO21). Gene Ontology annotation, molecular function: DNA binding; protein binding. The coding region runs from base 1 to 1710 and encodes 569 amino acids. The transcript is spliced from 11 exons. The record is from RefSeq and is a predicted model, not a curated record. NCBI's taxonomy places the organism in Eukaryota, Metazoa, Chordata, Aves, Passeriformes, Tyrannidae.
AUGGCGGCGGCGGAGGCCGCGGGCCCAGCGGGGCCCGGUGGCGGAGGUGGUGGCGGCGGCGGGACGGGCCUCACGGACCUGCCGGGCGAGCUGCUGGAGCUCAUCCUCUGCUGCGACGUGCUGGGCGCCGCCGACAUCGGCCGCGUGUCCUGCACCUGCCGCCGGCUGCGCGAGGCGUGCCAGCCCCGCGGGAAGGUGUGGCGGGAGCGCUUCCGCCUCAGGUGGCCAUCCCUGCUGAAGUAUUACAGCCACACAGACGGGGUGAGCUGGCUGGAGGAGUACAAGGCCCGGCACAACGCAGGGCUGGAGGCCCAGAGGAUCGUAGCUUCCUUCUCCAAAAGGUUCUUCUCAGAACAUGUCCCCUGCGAUGGAUUCAGUGACAUUGAGACCCUGGGGUGCCCCAGUCACUUCUUUGAGGACGAGCUGAUGUGUAUCCUGAACAUGGAAGGAAGGAAAGGCCUCACCUGGAAGUAUUAUGCAAAGAAAAUCCUCUAUUUCCUGCGGCAGCAGAACAUAUUAAAAAACCUGAAGGAGUAUCUGCAGCGCCCCACUGAUCGACAGUCCUUCCUGGAGGGUGCUGUUUUGAUUGAUCAAUACUGUAACCCCCUGUCAGACAUCUGCUUAAAAAGUGUCCAGGCGCAGGUGGACGACAUCACGGACAAAGUGCGCAAAGUCCUGCGGACCAAAAACCCGAGGCACCCCAGCUUGGCUUCCAAGGCAGGGGAGGUCUCUGUUCCAGAAGUGGAACUCCAGCGGCAGGUGCUCGAUGCCAUGAACUGUGUCCUGUAUGAGCAGUUAAAAUACAAAGGAAACGAGCUGGAUUACUACAACUCCCUGAAUUCAUACAUCCACCAGGUUUUGAUCCGCAGGACAGGAAUUCCCAUCAGUCUGUCUGUGCUUUAUUUAACAAUUGCCAGGCAACUGGGAGUCAAACUGGAACCAGUCAACUUCCCCAGCCAUUUUCUCCUGAGAUGGUGUCAGGGAAAAGAAGGGAGCACGGAUAUUUUUGACUACACCUACAUCGACGCCUUUGGGAAGGGGAAGCAGCUGACGGUGAAGGAGUGCGAGUACCUGAUCGGGCACCACGUGACAGAGGAGUUCUAUGGCGUGGUGACCUCCAAAGAGGUCCUGCAGCGGAUGGUGGGCAACCUCCUGAACCUUGGCAAGCGAGAAAGCACUGACCAGUCUUACCAGCUUUUGAGAGACUCCUUGGAUCUGUACCUGGCCAUGUAUCCGGACAAUGUGCAGCACCUAAUGCUCCAGGCUAGGUUAUACUUCCACCUGGGAAUCUGGCCAGAAAAGGUCCUGGACAUCCUGCAGCACAUCCAGGCCCUGGACCCGUCUCAGCAUGGGGCUGUGGGGUACCUGGUGCAGCACACCCUGGAGCACAUCGAGCGGCGCAAGGAGGAGGUGGGGCCCGAGGUGAAGCACCGCUCGGACGAGAAGCACAAGGAGGUCUGCUUCUCCAUCGGGCUCAUCAUGAAGCACAAGAGGUACGGCUAUAACUGCGUGAUCUACGGCUGGGAUCCCGCCUGCAUGAUGGGACACGAGUGGAUCCGGAACAUGAACGUGCACAGCCUCCCCCACGGCCCCCACCAGCCCUUCUACAACGUCCUGGUGGAGGAUGGCUCCUGCAGAUACGCUGCCCAAGGUGAGCAGGAGCCUCCCUGUGCCCUGUCUGCGAGUGCACUGGGAGAAGGGGAUGCUUAA